This is a messenger RNA of Zophobas morio, 1320 nucleotides long. RefSeq lists its product as uncharacterized. The transcript is spliced from 2 exons. NCBI's taxonomy places the organism in Eukaryota, Metazoa, Arthropoda, Insecta, Coleoptera, Tenebrionidae. The coding region runs from base 990 to 1295 and encodes 101 amino acids. The record is from RefSeq and is a predicted model, not a curated record.
CUAAUUAACGAUAAAUACGAGCGAUACGAACGAUGUUUACGAAACGAACAAAUUAGUUGGAGUCGUAACGAAUAACGAUUUGAUUAAUUAUUUCGAGGGCUAUGAGAUAAACGAAGUAGGCCACACGCUCGGUAGUCCUAACGUACGUACGAAGGUAUCAACGUAGAGCGAAGCGUCACAGUCUUACCGAUUGUUAUGACUAGGUUAUGUGCGAGUGCUAGUUACGCCGAACUUCGAAACGUUUUACGAUACAAUAAAGAAAAGGUAAGGCGACUAAUACUUAAUCUUAAUGAGAUGGAAUGGAAGUACCAUGGGCACCUGCCUCCUUCGAUAUCCACGACGAGAUGUCGAAACACAGCGGCGUCGCAGCGAAUUCCAGUCGAUGUCGAGUCGAGGUUUUUGGUGACUCUCCAGCUGUUCUGGGAGGGCUCACAACUGCCCACGACAGUUGGAAUUCAUAGAAUUCGUUCUCCCACUCGAAACUGGCUCCAAUUCUCGAUCACGGGAAUAGCAAGAUCAGCGACAAAAAAAAAACUGCGGAUCGACUGCAGCUUCUCCGAUGUUAGCGGGAUGGUCUAGUGCCCUUAACCCAAAAUCCGACAAAGUCGUAGUGCUCGAAUGCACUAUAUCUUUUACAGCUCACAAAUGCGCUCCAAGCGAUAGCACCUUUUAGGGGACCCAACAGAUCCGACGAAUGCGAUUCCAAACGUAACGCCAAAGAAAAGGUUGCUAAAACGAACUGCAAAAGAGGAAAGCACUAACCCCCAACACCAUUCAACACGAAGUACCAAAGCAAAAUGGAUUCCCUUCCACCUGCGAUGACGUGGCAAGGUAACGAAGCGAGAAUUAACGGAAGUUUGGCCCUCUAGUGGCAAACUUACGAAACGUCGAAUUCCGACGAAAAUCCCUAAUCGAUGUAACUAAUGAGUGGAUGCGAUGGUUAUUAACAAAAGAGAAAAAAAACAAACAAGGCUAUCAAGAUUCCAGAAAUGACGAAGACUCUAGGGGACGCUCCACGGUGUUUGUUCCCACCUAGAGUGAAGCUCUGGGAUGGCGCGAUCCAUCCAGUUCCUUAUAGCAAGAACCAAGCUGAAACGAUCCAGAAGACCGAUCUACAAACAGCGAGGCUGAAACACUCAGCUGAGCCCCUCCAAGCUCAGAAUCAUCGCGACAGUCUUGCGACUGGGGGAGUCAAAAGCUCGGGACGAACCCUCCACCAAAGUUGUCCUUCAUUGCCACCGUGCCCAACCCAACCACCCAUGCACGAAAUGACGAAACGAAAAAAAAACGAGUAAACAAAAUGUAAUCCGAUCCGAGAAU